GGCAUAUUGGAGCCGUGUCGAUAAUAUGUUCGGCGGCAAGAUUACCUUGCUGUCUAACAGGUCGCAGGAAUGAAUUUCCAUGGUGUUCCAGACAAAACCAUCACUACCAUGGAAAGCAGCACUGAGUCUCAAUCGAUCACCAUCCACCGUGAUGGAGACCUUCAUCUCAUCGCCGGUGGUCAGCUUGAGGGCGUUCUAACCACGGACUUGCUAGUGUGCUUUAGGUUAUUCACUCGCCACUCCAAUUACUACAAAAACUCGCUCAAUGAAACAUUCGCAGAAUCCAAGUCACAACAACAUGGAGGCCAAGACUGGGAGGUACUUCUUCCCAAGGGGGAGCGAACUACUGCAUUCACUCCUUGUAUUUCAUAUUGUUCAUGCCAAUUUAAACAAGAUUCCAGAGUCUCUCACCCUCAAGCACAUUCAAGGACUGUUCGAAGCAUACAUUUGAUGUUUAAUCUACUACAAGGCAUCAAGAACAAAGAUCCUGUGAAGAAUUUGAUCGCAUGCCGUCAGAACAGCAGUGAAGAGUGCGAAGCGCUUGCUCUGGGAUCUGUCAUCGAGUAAAUGCAAAAGCCAGACAACUGUCCUUUCCGCGACGCCAAAGCCUAUCGGGGUAGCCUCAACGACUUGCUGAGCAGUUCUAACGCAGUCAGACGGGCCAAUUACCGUAAACGCGACAGAUACACAUAGGACCACGAGUCUUAUUACAAAUAGUCAUCUAAGGUUAGAGCCAUGACUGAUACAAUACCUAAACCUACUGGUACAUCAGAUUCGAAGUCUUUGCAAUAUCUUGCCGAGCGAGGCGCAAGUAUAGGCUUCGCUGGUAUGGUCUACAAGACUUGAACAUAUAGAUGUGGAGUUUGGUGGAAAGUUCACAUGGCAGUGGCCUGGUUUGAGGCUUGUGGUUACCGCAUGACUUUCUUCAAGAAUUAC
Molecule: messenger RNA, 936 nt
Organism: Truncatella angustata
Lineage: Eukaryota; Fungi; Ascomycota; Sordariomycetes; Amphisphaeriales; Sporocadaceae
Exons: 2
Coding region: 70-567 (165 amino acids)
Source: RefSeq, a predicted model, not a curated record